GCGAGCGAGAGAGAGAGAGAGAGACAGAGAGAGAGAGAGAGAGAGAGAGAGGACGACGUCUGGGCGGAUUUGGCGCCGGUGGCGUCUUUGGCAGUCCAACACACAACAAGCUGCUUAUUAGUGAGCGAGCGAGCGAGCGAGCUCCCAAACGGAUUUAUGCGCACGGAAGCAGGAGUAGUAGAGGAUGCUGAGUAUCUUGGCUCCACGCCGCCACCCUUGCUUUCCAUGAGCUGAGUGAGCCACCCAACGGGAAGAACCAAUCACUCGCCAACGCCAGAAAGAGGAGGAUUGAAGGAAGGCAGGGAGGAAGGAAGGAAGGAAGGCAGGGAGGAAGGAAGGAAGCCAGGGAGGAACACACCUUUUUGGAGGCUGCACUUUAUUUCCACCUUGGGAAAUGGCAGCAACAGAAGCCAGCACGGCACCUGCGGUCCAAGAAGAUGCAAAGACUCCGGAAAGCAAACAGGCAGAGGCGGGACAACCCAGCCACAACUCAGAGAGUGUCCAGAGUCAAGCGGUAGACAAAGACAGCGAGGUCAACAGCGGGGUCAACAGCGGGGUCAACAGCGGGGUCAACCUGACCAAAGAGACUGUCGACAACGACACCUCGGUAGAAGCGGCGGCGAGCGCCGACGAAGAAGAAGCCGCAGCGAGCGGCGGCGAGGCGCCCGCCCCCCGCGGCUCCGAGAACCACGAGCACAAGACCUCCCUCCUGGACUCCUUCCUGAACAAGAGCGGCCUGGGUAAGGUGAUGUCGGGACGAAAAAAGAAAGAGGCCAGCGCCAGCGCCACCACGGAGGAGGCCAACGCGGGAGCCGGCUCAGAGGAGGCCGACGCGGGAGCCGGCUCGGAGGAGCCAGAGAAAGCCGCCGAGCUGCCGCUAUCUGAGGGAGGGGCAGAAGGAGGCAGCCAGGGCGAGGGAACACUGGAAAAUGAGAAAACACUGCAAAAUGGAGAGAAGGAGCACGAGAAGAAGUGCAAAGAAUCCAAGUCUUCCGUUCGAGAUCUGAUCAGGAAGCCGGUGGCCAAGAUCUUCUCCCAUCGGAGCACAGAAAAGAAGGAGGGCAACGACGGCGCAGAAUCUCCCAAACAAGUCCAGGCGCGCUCAAAGUCCCUGGACCGCCUAGAGGAUCCCCAAGCACUUCACGCAGAAGACUCGGCUGUCGCCGCCGCAGCCGAAGGGGCAGCGGAGGCGGAUCACAAAGCCUCCACCAAGCACAUGAAGCGUUGGCACUCCUUCAAGAAGCUCAUGGCCCAGAAAGCACACAAGCGCAGCGCCGAAGACGGCGGCGAACGAGAAGGAGGCGGAGACUCCUCCACAUUGGACUCCAAGGAGUCGGGCCAGAAGAGGUGGAAGCUCAAGCGCUCCUGGACAUUCCAGGGCCUCAAGAGGGACACGUCCAUGGUGGGCAUCAGCGGCAAGACCAAGGGCUCCGACAAGCCGGAGGAGGGGCCAGACGCCGAGCCGGCCGCCGAGCCGGCCGCCGAGCCCGCCGCCGAGCCGGCCGCCGAGCCCGCGGCCGAGCUCGCCGCCGGGCCCGCCGCCGAGCCCGCCGCCGAGCCCGCUGCCGACCAGGCCCAGGCCCGGGCCGACCGGGAGAAGGCGGAGGCCAGUGAAGACGACAAGGUGAGCGGCGGAGCCAGCGUCACGCAGCACGCCAACGAGAUCUGGACCUCCUUCAAGAAGCGCGUCAUCCCCAAGUCCAGGCGCGCAAACACCGAGUGCCAACCCGGCGGGGACGAGGACGCCGCCACCGCUGCCGCUCCUGCAGGCGAGGCCGACGGCACGGCGGACGACGGAAAAGACGGCAAGUCCGCCAAGGCCAAGCGCUCCCACUUUGGCCGGGCUGUCUCCCUCAAGAACUUCAUCCUGCGCAAAGGCAAGUCCACCAGCGUGGACAUGGGCGACGGCGCCAAGGAGGAGGACGAGGAGGCCGCCGCUGCUGGCACCGGCACGGCGGCCAGCGCCGACACCACCGCUGGCACCACCGACAGCGCCGCCGCCGCCGCGGAAGAGGACGGCAAAGGAAACGGUCAAGCAGACGGCAAGGGAGAAAAGAACCCUCCCGCCGACAAGGGCGUCCAGAGACAGGAAGCCGAGCCCGAGGCGCAGAAGACGCCCGGCCGCGCCCCCGUCACCAACGGCCAAAACGGCUGCGAGAACGGAAGCGCCGAGGACGAGGCGCACAAUCAUCGAGAGGGUGACGAGAAGAACGGCAGCCCCGUCAAGAAGAGCAAGGAGCUGGCCGCGGCCAAGGAGGAGACCAACGCCAAGGUCAUCAACACGGCGGCGCCACCUGUGAACAGCGGUGAGUUACUGCACCAUAGCAAGCAGCUGAGGGGGGAGGAGGAGGAGGAGGAGCAGGACCGAGAAGACCAGGAGGUGAGCAAGAGGGAGCUGCGCCAUGUGGCCGUGGCCAUCGUCCGCAGCGUGAUGUCGGCCGCCGCUGACCAAUUAGAGCGCGGCGAGCUGUGCCACGGCGGCGGCGGCGGCGCGCUCCACGCCAGCCCCACCUGCUAA
Messenger RNA from Syngnathus typhle (broad-nosed pipefish), 2518 nucleotides. RefSeq names its product retinitis pigmentosa 1-like 1 protein. The transcript has 3 exons. Bases 395 to 2518 code for a protein of 707 amino acids. Lineage: Eukaryota; Metazoa; Chordata; Actinopteri; Syngnathiformes; Syngnathidae. The record is from RefSeq and is a predicted model, not a curated record.